GACCUGCUCGCCUGCCCCGGCAGACAGAAACUGUUACAUGCGGGUUUGUUUUGUAACUGUUUUUUUUUUUUCUCGACUCGUCCAAUCAGAACAGCUACUCUGCGUCACGUGACCCAGUUGUUUUACAUAACUUUUUUUUUUUUCUCUCUCUCUCUCUCUCUCUCCGCUGAGAAUCUUAUGCGUUUCCCGGACUUGACCGCCAACAUUUCAGAGCAGUCUGCACUUCAGUGGAUCCGGCGGCUGAAUGGCAGCCUCGGCACCGAGCACUCAGGCUCCGCUCAGUAGAUGAAGGAGAGGGAGACUUCCAGGAGACGCGCUCCGCAUGGGGACUGAGUGCGAGAGCAUGCUGCAUCUGGCAGCGGAAGCUUUCCGGGCGAACAACUUCGAGCUGGCGGCGGAUAUUUACGAGUGCCAGCUGGCGUGUGCCCUGGACCCUGGGAGCCGGCUGGAGCUGAUGGUGAAGCGGGCUGACGCGCUCGCCUUCGGGGGCAAAGUGGCGGAAGCCUUCGAGGUGUACCGACAAGCCUCUGAGAUAGACAAACUCAAACCCGCUCACCUGUCCAACCUCGUCGGGUACCUGUCGGACAGUAUCCGGAGACAGGACCGGGGUGGGAGUCUCGGCAGCCGCUGGAGGACGGGCUCCGGGUCAGGUAGCGGGUUUGAGGACUUCUCCUGCGGGAUAUGUCUGAGCUUUCUGUUCGAGCCGGUGACUCUGCCGUGCGGACACUGCUUCUGUAAGAAGUGUCUGGAGAGGGAGAGGAAGGAGAAGGAGCGGCCGGUGGUGUGUAAGGAGUGCAGGGACAGCUCCAGGCUGGCCGACCUCCAGACUUACAGGGUGAACGUGGUGCUCAGCAGCCUGCUGGCCAAGUGGUUCCCCAGCUUCCAGCAGGCCGGCCGGCUGAGGCGGGAGGGAAACGGGCUGUACGCCGAGAGGAAGAUGGAAGCAGCGCUGGAGAAGUACAACCAAGCCAUACUGACAGCACCCACAGACCACAUCCUGUUCAGUAACCGCUCUCAGAUCCACUCCAGUCUGAAGCACCAUGACUGGUCUCUGAGGGACGCAGAGACGGCCUGCAGACUGAUGCCCUUCUGGUCCAAGGGUCAUGUUCGUAAGGCCCAGGCCUUGGUGUCAUUGGGCAGGACUGAUGAUGCUCUGAAGGAGUACCUGAUCUGUCUGUCCUUAGAGCCGGACUGUAGACUGGCUAAGGCUGAAGCUCACAAGCUUCUAAGUGACUUCCUGGCUCCAGUCACCGAUCAGGUUCCUGAACACAUCUCGGGCUGCACCAACGUCCUGUCUUCCAGAGCACACAUCAAAAGCAGCGUCACUGAACCCAUCCAGACCGUCAGUCCUGGGUUGCUGUUUACAGAGCUUCCUCCAUCAGCAGCUGGGAGGUCCGACGGGAGUCUCAGAAAAACCGACUCAAAUCUCCUUAAACGGAAACGAAGGGACGUGGAAGAAGAGGGGGAACCACAGGAAGAAAUCAGCCACCAGAAGAAAUCCAAUUGUGAACCAACCCAGGGCCUGGAUUCUUUAGGCUCCGUGUCCAGUGACCUCUGGGACCCAACGGAUCUGGAGUGUUCCCUCUGUAUGAGGUUAUUCUAUGAGCCGGUAACAACGCCAUGCGGACACACUUUCUGUCUUCAGUGCCUGGAGAGAUGCCUGGACCACAACCCCAAGUGUCCACUGUGCAAAGAAGAGUUGUCUGAGUACUUGGUCCAGAGGCAGUAUUGUAAGACAGUAUUAAUGGAGAACCUGAUAUCGAAGUAUCUUCCCUCCGAGUUCAUUGAGAGACAGAAAAUGCAUGAGGAGGAGAUGGCUGAGCUCUCCAAUCUCAAUAAAAGCGUGCCUAUAUUCGUGUGCACCAUGGCCUUCCCCACCGUGCCGUGUCCCCUCCACAUCUUCGAGCCCUGCUACCGACUGAUGAUUCGCAGGUGCAUGGAGACGGGAACCAACUGCUUCGGCAUGUGUCUGGGAGACGACCUCAAAGGAUUCGUCGGCUACGGGUGUCUGCUGGAGAUCCGCGACGUCAAGUUCUUCUCGGAUGGCCGAUCAGUGGUGGACACGAUCGGCAGACGGAGGUUUAAAAUCAUUCAGCACCGCGAGAGGGACGGAUACAACACGGCAGAUGUGGAGUAUCUGGAGGAUGUGAAGGUGGAGGGCAUAGCAGAGCGUGAGCUGCAGUCGCUACAUGAUGCAGUGUACGACCAGGCUCUGGUCUGGGUCGACUCUCUGAAAGCUGAGCAGAAGCAACGCAUCGAAGGACACUUUGGACCAAUGCCUAGGAAAGACUCCGAACUCCAGGCCAGCCCCAACGGCCCCUCCUGGUGCUGGUGGCUACUGGCUGUUCUCCCUUUAGAGGGCCGGGCCCAGCUGCCGUUCCUCGCCCUCACCUCCCUGAAAGAUCGCCUCAGCGGCAUCCGCAAGGUCCUGCUCUUCAUGUCGCAGAGCAGGCCCCGGUGACCCGACAAACGCCGUCGACAAGCUACGCACAAGCGCACAACGCCCUCGCCCGAGAGCAGCUGACGACCAGUUCUUCCGUUUCUUUGCACAAAUAACAGCCACCAUUACACUUCGACAGCAAACUUCAUAAAACAAGGAGUUUCUCGAUCGAAUAUCUUCCUCGUGCUACUUUCACUCGGCAGGAAAACAACAAACAGCAGAGGACUCGCGGAGCUAUGUUCGGUGAAUGAACUGAAGUGUAUCUCAACCAUGUUUUGCCACAAAGUUGCAGCUCAGCGUAACAGUGCUCACUCUGAUUUUCUCUCUGAAUCCUGUGAAAAGCCUCUGUGUCAUUCUCAUCUGCCUACGUUCCACUGAGUUUCUUCCUGUUCCUGCAGCAGUCUGUAGUUUAUUUGGAGCUCAGCAGGUAACGUCCCCCAAAAUGGUCAAUCUGCUUUAAAGUGACACCAAAAGCAAUUCCUGUUCAGAUACGUUUGAGUUUGAAUUAAAGCAGUCGUUAAUCUGUUCAAAUGGAUUUAAAACUAAAGAAAAACAACUCAACGUGUUUUUUUUUUUUGUGUAAAUGCAUUCAAUAACUAUUUUUGAUAUCUCAAAUAGCAAUGCUAUAAUAACAAAAUAAACUUACCUUUUAAAGCUACUUACUGUAGAACCCCAUGAAAUAGGUGAAAACUGGUUUGGGUUAUGACGGAAUUAUGAGUUUCAAAAUCACAAUUUUGAUUUCGGAGGUUUGGAAAUGAUAAGAAUGCGCUUCAUGACUUUGAUUUUCAUAAGUACAGGGACUUUGAAACUCACAUUUAUGACUUUUCAUGUCAUAAUUAUGCCUUAGUAUUGUUUCUUUUCUUCCAAGUAGCAGAAACGGGCUUCCUUCAGCUUCUGAACUUCCAUCCUUCAUCCAGUUGUCUCUUUUUUCAUCCGUUUAAAUAACAUCAGACUGAACUGUCAUAUAUGGUCUGCUUUAAACCUCCCAAUCUUUUGUUGGACUGUGUUUUUUUGUUGUUUUUUUUUAGCUAUUAUUUAUUUGGUUGUUAUUUAUGCAUGAAGUGACAUUGUUUACAUUAUACAUUGAAUAAUGGGCUGCUCACUUUCCUCUGAUCCAACCUCUCGUCAAUACCGUUCAUCAGUGUGAAGCUUUAAAAAUGAGCUGCACUAGACAUUUUUUCUUUUUUUUUUUUUUACAAAACCACAUUUUAGGGAAACAUAUUUAAAACAAAAUAAGAGUUUUAUUGGACAUUUAGCAUAUAGCGAGUAAAGGCCAGUGCCUUUUGUUCUCAAACAAACAAGGAGUAGAUCAAUUUACACACCAGACUUGGGUCCAAGUCGCUUUAUCUGAGUUUUCCCCACAAGUAGGCAAAAAAAUAAUAAUUUCGCAGCAGAUUUAACAAAAUGAAACAAGAGGAAACAUACUUUUGAGAGAAAAAUAUGUCUCUGAUAACAAAUCUUGAGGCCUUGCUCUUGUCUGUGAUAUGAUUGCUUUUACGUGCAAAAGCGAAUCUUUGAAAAAUGUACGAGAUUGUUAACCUCGUACAUUUUACCUUUAAAAAAAUCUUUUAUUUUGUACACAAAGGUUUGAUUUCUUCUCCUUUCUUUUUCUUUUUUACAUGUUUCUAUGUCAACGUAGUUCUUUGUAUUUAAAAGUUUCUUUGCUUAUCGGUGUGUUUGUCUGGUGUGUCGGUGUAUGUGAAGUAACUCGUCAAUUUAUCCACUAAAGGGCCAAAGCAAUGUAAUGCUGGACGUUAAAGAAAGAAGGAUGCUGUACAUGUACUGUACUGUAAAUGAAGCAUUUAGACAUGGGGUAGUAUAAAAUUCUAACAGCGCUGAGUGAAAUCACCAUUGUAUACUGUUUUAUUUUAUUUUUUUAAAUCAACCAAAAAUGUACAUGACUUUAUUAGGCGAUUCUCUUUUAAUUUCCACACUGUGACCAUCCAUGUUUUUAAUAAACAGAAAUAUUUCCAAAUAUCUGAUUUUCUCUUCCUUGAGAGAGGAAAAAAGAAAACCUGGCAGUCUUCACUCAGCCAGCUGACCAGCAGUGCGCAACAACAGGUAGGAGAGGGGCGGUCCGACACUGCUGGAGAAAAUUCUGUAUGAUGGAAAAUUUCUCAAACCAUAACUUUUCCAAGUUAUACCUGGUAUAACUGAAUAUUGGCCAGGUGCCCAUGCCUAAUUUCAGGUUAUUGUGUGACAGUUUUAAUGGGAAACGUAUAGAAUGACAUUUUACUAAUUAUAAAUUAUCCUGAAUACAAGGUAGUUGUCCCCUAUAAUUAGUAUUUUUCAAUGUUAUUUAUAGAAACAGAAAAAGAUCAAUAUUGCUAAUAUGUGCAGUACAUGAAAGGGAAUACAUAUUUGUUAAUUGCAGAAAUGUCCAAUGUAAGAUCAUAAGUGAGAUAUAUCUGAUCUAUUGACAAGCUUGUGUCUGGAUUGAUGUGCACAGACUGACUUUAUAUUAUAAUCCUGUCUGCUUGUACCAACAUGUUCAGUGAGUGAAUAUGGUAAAGAAAUAAACACAUGUAGCAAUAAUAAAGCCUGAAUGUUUUACU
Molecule: messenger RNA, 4995 nt
Organism: Xiphophorus hellerii (green swordtail)
Lineage: Eukaryota; Metazoa; Chordata; Actinopteri; Cyprinodontiformes; Poeciliidae
Product: LON peptidase N-terminal domain and RING finger protein 3
Exons: 12
Coding region: 323-2461 (712 amino acids)
Biological process (GO): protein ubiquitination
Molecular function (GO): protein binding; ubiquitin protein ligase activity
Source: RefSeq, a predicted model, not a curated record